ACACACACACACACACACACACGCAGCAUAAUUAACUGUCUUAAGAGCUCUAAGCCUCAGCCAGCUGUGAGCUGGGAAUAAUCAAAUACCUUGAAGGCAGGGCCCGGCGGUGAUGGCUAAGGAAGCAGCAGCGGCCGGAGCAGCGGUUUUAGGAGAACAUGAUUGAGGGUUUCCAGUUUUGCAGACAAAACCAGCAGACCCUCAGUUGUCAGGCUUUCCUGGGCGACACAGAGCCCAGCCAGCCUUCCACAGAAGAAGGAAUGUCUCCCCUCCAUCCCCAUUCUCACUGAGGGAGCUGCCAUCCCGAGGCAGAAAGGGAGGGAUGCACAACUGGUUCAUCUGAGGGCUUCCCUUUGUUCGCUGCUAAGGAGGAGAGAUCGCCUGGCGACCCCUCCCUGUUUCAAGCUUUCUCUAUCCCUGUUCCACUACCAUGGGGACCACGGAAGCCACCCUACGAAUGGGAAAUGUGGACGUGAAGGAGGAAUGGCAGGAUGAAGACUUCCCCAGACCUCUCCCAGAAGAGACAGGGAUGGACACCCUUGGAAGCCCCAUUGAAGACACAUCCUCUCCUCCAAACACUUUAAACUUCAACGGAGCUUAUCGUAAACGAAAGACACUUGUUGCUCCUGAAAUCAACAUUUCUCUGGACCAAAGUGAAGGCUCUGUCUUGUCCGAUGAUUUCCUGGACACCCCCGAUGACCUGGACAUCAACGUGGAUGACAUCGAAACUCCAGAUGAGACAGAUUCCCUGGAAUUCCUAGGAAACGGCAAUGAGCUAGAGUGGGAAGACGACACCCCUGUGGCCACUGCUAAGAACAUGCCUGGUGACAGUGCAGAUCUGUUUGGGGAUGGGGCAGCUGAAGAAGGAGGUGCUGCUAAUGGGCGCCUGUGGAGAACGGUCAUCAUUGGUGAGCAGGAGCACCGAAUUGACCUCCAGAUGAUCAAACCCUAUAUGAAGGUGGUGACCCAUGGAGGGUACUACGGUGAAGGUCUGAAUGCUAUCAUCGUCUUUGCAGCCUGCUAUCUCCCAGACAGUAACUCUCCAGAUUACCAUUACAUAAUGGAAAAUCUCUUCUUGUAUGUCAUUAGCAGUUUGGAGCUCCUUGUGGCUGAAGAUUAUAUGAUUGUGUACCUGAAUGGUGCCACCCCACGACGGAGGAUGCCAGGGAUUGGCUGGCUGAAGAAAUGUUAUCAGAUGAUUGACAGAAGGCUUCGGAAAAACCUGAAAUCCUUAAUCAUUGUCCACCCUUCUUGGUUUAUUCGAACCGUGUUGGCCAUCUCCAGGCCCUUCAUCAGUGUAAAGUUCAUCAGUAAGAUCCAAUAUGUACACAGUCUGGAAGAGCUGGAACAGCUCAUCCCCAUGGAGCACGUGCAGAUUCCUGACUGCAUCCACCAAUAUGAAGAAGAAAGAAUCAAGGCCAGGAGAGAAAGGUCAGAAGAAAAGCCAGAGGCAGUGGAGGAGAGGUAA
Molecule: messenger RNA, 1468 nt
Organism: Phascolarctos cinereus (koala)
Lineage: Eukaryota; Metazoa; Chordata; Mammalia; Diprotodontia; Phascolarctidae
Gene: ATCAY
Product: ATCAY kinesin light chain interacting caytaxin
Biological process (GO): apoptotic process
Cellular component (GO): cytoplasm
Source: RefSeq, a predicted model, not a curated record